AUGAAGUACGUCGCCAUCCUUGCUUCUCUUCUCGCCGCCUCCAACAUUGUCUUCGCCGCUCCCGGUGGUUACUCUUACCCCAAGGACGACGAAUGCACCACCACCACCACUGAAGAAUGCUGUGAACCGACCACUGUGACCAAGGAGACCGAGAUCUACGUCACCUGCUACUACACCGAGUGCGUCUACAGCACCUGUUACGAGGACGUGACCUGCACCGAAUAUGACUACAAGACCCUCUAUUCUACUUGUUACGACACCACGACGGAGACUUGCUACGAGACCGCGACCUGCACCGAUACGUCUACCACGGAGGUCUGCAAGACUCCUUAUUUGUCCUACUGGUACGACGACACGGAAUCCUGCAGCUCUAGCUCCACUGUCUACCCUUGCUCCUACUCUUGCGAUGCCUCUACGGUCUGGUCAACUUGCUACGAAACCUCUACUUGUGAGACAACCGAAUACUGCACCGAGACCUACACCGAUUAUUACACCGCUGAUGGCACCACUUGUUACGAGACCUGCACCGUCACCGACUACGAGCCCUGCUACACUACGGAGACUUGCUACGAGACCUGUUACGAGACCAAGUACGAUGAGUACACCUCUAUGUGCACCGUCUACGAGACCUGCAGCGUCCCCUACACGACUACCGAGUACUGCUACUACACUGAGCCUGCCUGCACUGAGACCGUCACUGAGACUUGCAUCACCACCGAGUACAAGCCCGUUACGUCUGUCUGCACGACCACGGAGAAGUGCACUGUCACAAUCACUGAGGACUGCUGCGACGAGACCCCCGCCCCCAAGAAGGGCUGGUAA
Saitoella complicata NRRL Y-17804 is the source of this 822-nucleotide messenger RNA. RefSeq lists its product as uncharacterized. The transcript has a single exon. Bases 1 to 822 code for a protein of 273 amino acids. NCBI's taxonomy places the organism in Eukaryota, Fungi, Ascomycota, Saitoellomycetes, Saitoellales, Saitoellaceae. The record is from RefSeq and is a predicted model, not a curated record.